This is a messenger RNA of Pomacea canaliculata, 960 nucleotides long. RefSeq names its product coiled-coil-helix-coiled-coil-helix domain-containing protein 10, mitochondrial-like. Gene Ontology annotation, biological process: mitochondrion organization. The record is from RefSeq and is a predicted model, not a curated record. Gene Ontology annotation, cellular component: nucleus; mitochondrion. Lineage: Eukaryota; Metazoa; Mollusca; Gastropoda; Architaenioglossa; Ampullariidae. Bases 225 to 638 code for a protein of 137 amino acids. The transcript is spliced from 5 exons.
AGCACGUGACAGCUUUCGUGCCUGUCGUCUCUCCCACAAACAUCUGACAGCGGAAAAUCGGGGAUUUCGUACUUGAGGGAAGAUGGGAGAGAGAAGAGAGGAAACCGGGCUAUAUAACGGAAGUUCUUGAACGGGAGCUGAAGGUCGAGACAGUUAUAUUUCGUCAUUUGCUCUUAUUCUGCAAAGCGAAGAAAAGCUCGAAAUUCUACAAACAUAUUUUCAAAAUGCCAAGACGAGGAAGAUCCGCUCCUAUGAGGCCAGCCCCUGCACCUCACAGGCCAAUGUCCACCAUGCCUGCUCAUCCCCCACCUGCUGCACCUCCAGCACCAAUGCAGGCUGCCCCCCGCCAGCCAGGCAUGUUUGCACAGAUGGCUACAACUGCAGCUGGAGUAGCUGUUGGGUCUGCAGUGGGUCACACACUUGGAGCAGCCAUGACGGGUAGUCUGGGUGGUGGAUCGCAGCCAGCAGAAACUCAACCUGCUCCACAGCCCGUUCAGCAGUACAGUCAGUACAAUCCAUGCCAACAGCAGCUGCAACAGUUCCUGGACUGCACCCAAACCCAGGCUGAUAUCUCCCUCUGUUCUGGAUUUAAUGAGGCACUUCGGCAAUGCAAGAUUCAGUAUGGUGUUAAUCCCUGACCACAUAGCCAGUUCAUAGAGAUGUGGACAGCAAGAGUCCAGCUGCAGCCUGAAGUUUGACUCAUGGCUCCUGUCAUCUGAAAUUGAUGAGGUUUUUCUGACCACUUGCUUCUGUCAUCUGAAGCAGUCCCCUGAGAUGAAAGAGUUUUUUGAACUCUGAAAACAGAUGUGCAUUGUGGAACACAAAAUCAUUCAGUCCUAACAAUGAGACCUUUGGAUUUUAUAUGCUUACAUGCAUCUGUGGUACUGCAAGUUUUGCUCGAGUAGUUUCUGGUCCUCAGGUUGCUUUUAGGUGUUUUCAGUAAACAUAAUAAGCCCUUAA